AUGGAAACAUCGCCGAUUGCAUCAUCAACAUCGUUGACGACAACUACUUUGGCGACGACGACGACGACACCGCCGGCGGUUACAUCAGCAACCAUAACAAAUGGAACGAAUCAUCAAACUGAUAUUAAUCAUGUAAGCAGUGAGAUGGAUGGUGUUGGUGGAGGAUUCAUGAUUGGCGACAGCGGUCUCAAUAACCAGAUAAAUGGAUUGGCGACGAUGAUUGCACCCAUUCCAGACAAUUCAUAUUUUCUUGAAGCCAGUCCUGCUAAACUAUUAUUACCCGGCUCUGCAAUAAAAAGUUUUAAUGCCCCAUUUCCAGAUUCACCAUCACUUUUAAAUAGUGGAAGAAAAAGAAAUUCAAUUUCAAAAUCACCCGAUAUUGGAGUGAGUCAUGACCAUUUUUUCGAUAUGCCAUUGUCAUUUGCAUCGCCUCCACCAUCGAUUAUCAAACAAAACCAUCAUCAUAAUCAUGGAUUGGGAGACAUUGAUUUCUCGGGAUCUCCCUAUUUGUCGAGUACUGGAUUAUUCAAUUCGCCGUCCAACCUCCUUGUUCACAGCAAUCCAAAACCAAUCAUUCAUCAUCAUCAUCACCAUCACCACAACAACAACAAUGGUACAAGUAAUAAUUUAUAUUCACAAUUUGAAAAUUCAAUAGAUCAUCAUGAUGAUGGAGAUGAUAAUGGUCAAACUAAUAAUAUUAUUAAUCAAAAUAAUAAUAAUAAUAAUAAUAAUAAUAAUACUAAUAUAUUAAUGAAAACAACAACAGCAACCAAUAAUAUACUAAAUAACAACAAUAAUAAUAAUAAUAAUACUACAGCAAUAAUAACCAAUAAUAAUAAUAACAAUUAUUAUUUUAAUUUUAAUAACUUGAAUAAUAAUAAUAUUCAUAAUCAUUUACAACAAUAUAAUACUGUGACUGUACUAAACCAAACCAUUAAUUUGGAAAGUUUAGGAAGGUCUGUUAAUAUAUCAUCAUCGGUAGCAGGAGGUGGAGUAUCAGGACCAAUGACACCUCGAAUGGCAUCUACCAUGGCAUCUGACCCAACAGCAUACAAUGAAAAGGCAAAUCAACAGGUACAACAAACAUCACUCUAUACAUUACUUAGAUUAUGGGUCAAUGAAACAAAACCUUCUCCAGAAUCACUAUUAUUAAAUAUGCAAGGAGGUAAUGGAAUUUAUCUACCACCACCAACCGAACCAUUACCAAUCGAUAAUGAACCAUUUGUACCUAUUAAACGCCAAACUUUAUCACAUCAAGAAUUUGAUGAAAUGAUGAUGAAAAACAGUGAUACCGAAAUUAAUAGUAGUAAUAAUCCCGAUACAUUACUUCAACAACAUGUAACAUUUUUUAAUACUGUAAAAAAAAGAAUUAUAAAGACUAAAAAGUUUACUAUUUAA
This is a messenger RNA of Cavenderia fasciculata, 1398 nucleotides long. RefSeq lists its product as uncharacterized. The transcript is spliced from 4 exons. Lineage: Eukaryota; Evosea; Eumycetozoa; Acytosteliales; Cavenderiaceae. Bases 1 to 1398 code for a protein of 465 amino acids. The record is from RefSeq and is a predicted model, not a curated record.